Molecule: messenger RNA, 12459 nt
Organism: Antechinus flavipes (yellow-footed antechinus)
Lineage: Eukaryota; Metazoa; Chordata; Mammalia; Dasyuromorphia; Dasyuridae
Gene: ZNF398
Product: zinc finger protein 398
Exons: 6
Coding region: 365-2284 (639 amino acids)
Biological process (GO): regulation of transcription by RNA polymerase II
Cellular component (GO): nucleus
Molecular function (GO): RNA polymerase II cis-regulatory region sequence-specific DNA binding; DNA-binding transcription factor activity, RNA polymerase II-specific
Source: RefSeq, a predicted model, not a curated record
AAGGAGCUAGUUCCCAGAGUGCACCGGGGGUCCACAAAGCAACAGCUGGGCAGCUGCAGAGGAGCGGGGCCCUCGGGACCUGGAGCUUGGCUAGAUCUGGGGCCGGGCCGCAGCGGCUGCGGAGGCAGAGGCAGCGCAGCUCGGACCGGCCCUUCGGAGCCCACCACGGCCCUUGGACCUCCUGCUCCGCACCCUCCCCCGACUGACUGCCCUAACGCAGGCCCAAGACCCCGGGCCAAGCCGACCGCAGGGAGCCCCUGCGGGUGCCGGGAGCAGAGCAGAGAGAGAGGAGGAAGGAGGAAGAGAAGGGGAAGAGCCGGACGCGCCGCAGGCUCCCUGGAGCCGGGGAGUGAGACCAAGGACCAUGGCCGAGGCGGCGCCCCCUCCGAUUCCAGAAUGGGAGUCAGAGUGUACCACUUCACUGCAGUCCCUCCCACUGCCCAGUGAGGCUCAUCUGCAGACAGCAGCUAUCUCCCUAUGGACAGUUGUAGCAGCAGUGCAGGCAGUAGAGAGAAAAGUGGAGGUGCACAGCCGGAGGCUUCUGCACCUGGAAGGCCGGACAGGAGCAGCUGAGAGUAAGCUGAACAACUGUGAAAAAACAGUGGCGGAUCUUGGGAACCAACUGGAGGGGAAGUGGGCUGUAUUGGGGACCCUGCUCCAAGAAUAUGGACUGCUGCAGCGGAGGCUAGAAAACAUGGAGAACCUGUUGAGAAAUAGGAAUUUCUGGAUCCUCCGGCUCCCCCCGGGUAUUAAAGGAGAUAUCCCAAAGGUGCCAGUGACGUUUGAUGAUGUCUCCAUCUACUUUUCUACGCCAGAGUGGGAGAAGUUAGAAGAAUGGCAGAAGGAACUUUACAAGAACAUAAUGAAGGGCAACUAUGAGUCUCUCAUCUCAAUGGAUUAUGCCAUGACACAACCUGAAGUUUUGUCUCAAACUCAUCCAGAGUCAGAGCAGAAUACAGAGAACCAAGCAAGACCAGAUGAGAAUGAGAUGGCUGCAGAACCCAGUGAUGAGCCAGGCAUUUCCACAUCAGACAUUCUCUCCUGGAUAAAACAAGAAGAAGAGCCCCAAGUAGAAGGUCCACAGGACCCUGGAGAAAGUGACAUUUACAAAGGCACAUAUACUGAUGAUGAGCUUGCCAUCAAAGCUGAAGGGCUUGCUGGAGCCCCUUUGUGUUCAGAUGCCCAGGUUACUUCUGCCAAUCCACCAGUAAUGACAAAAGAUGCUUUCCAGGAUGCAGCUUUUAAGAGUCAGCAUCCUCAACCUGUACUGUCCUCUGGACCUCCACUUAAUAAUCCCAUUGACCCCCUUGGAGGACAGCCUAGUUUCACCCAGCUGGGCAAUCUUCCCCUUCCUCCCCAAUCUGGGGAGCAACAACAACUCUUCCCUUGUCGUCGUUGUGGCAAGAAUUUUAACCAGAAGGAAAUGCUGAUGGACCACCAGAGUAGUCAUGCUGGUGAGCGUCCCUUUGCGUGUGCCCAGUGUCCCAAGCGCUUUGCCCAACAGGCUAACCUCAGCAAUCAUGCCCGUGUGCACACAACUGAGCGGGCCCAUACCUGCCCACAUUGCUCCAAGAGUUUUGUGCACCCCUCUCGGCUUACCUACCACCUGCGGGUCCAUAGCGGUGAACGACCCUUUCCAUGUCCGGAAUGCCCUAAGCGUUUUACUGACCAAUCUCGGCUCACCAGCCACCGACGUGGUCACUCUGGUGAGCGGCCAUUUCGCUGUGCUCAGUGUGGUCGCAGCUUCAGCCUGAAAAUUAGUCUUCUGCUCCACCAGCGGGGCCAUGCCCAAGAGCGCCCCUUCUCCUGCCCUCAGUGUGGCAUCGAUUUCAAUGGCCACUCAGCAUUGAUCCGCCACCAAAUGAUCCAUACGGGUGAGCGGCCCUACCAGUGUGGCGACUGUGGCAAGAGCUUCAUGCGUAAGGAGCACCUGCUGAAUCACCAACGGCUGCACACAGGCGAGCGGCCCUUUCACUGUGCCCACUGUGGCAAGAGUUUCAUUCGUAAGCACCACCUAAUGAAGCACCAGCGCAUCCACACAGGUGAGCGGCCCUAUCCCUGUCCCUGCUGCGGCAAGAGCUUCCGCUACAAACAGACACUCAAGGACCAUUUGCGAGCAGGUCAGGAUGGAAGUUGCAGUGGUGAUGGAGAUGUACCAGGGCAGCCGCCAGAUCCCCCUGGCCUCCUCCUACCUGGGCUUGAGCCCACGGGUUUAGGGAUUGGAACUGAUGGCCUAGAAACCAACCACUGGUAUGGGGAGGGGGGUGGAGGGGGUGUUUUGUAAAUCCUUCAUCUCUUGUUUAUCCAGCAAUUGGAGAAUCCCAAAGACAGGGAGCCCAAGAUCAUUUUAAAUUGGCUCUUCAGUGCAUUUUGGCCAUUGUACAUCUAACUAGGGACAUACCUGGUUGUCUGGAACUUCACAAUACUGCAAAUAAUGAAGAUACAUUGCAAAAUUUGGAGAAGCUUGGAAAAAAUCCACCCACCCUGUCCUUAUGAAGAAAUUAUUGAGUUGAAGAGGUGAUAAUGUUGCAAAGAGGCUGAAAGCAAGAAAUUGGUAAAUCACUGGCAGAUAAUCCAAAUUUUUUGUAGAUUGAAAUCCAAGGGAGGGACAGGUAGCAUGGGGAAAUUUCUAAAACUUGAUACUUUACUUGUACCGUGAGGUUGGUGGGACACUGAGACUUCUCCCUAACUUUUGGAUGGGUGAGUUGAUUGUUAGAGGGGAGUGCUGUCCUAGAGCUGCCAAAUGGGAGUUGGCACUCUCUCCUCCUGGUUCUAGCUUAGACUCACCUUACUUGUACUCCUGCUUAUUUUUCCUGAAAUAGACCCAGCAUGAUGGAGAUUCCUUUUCUUCAUCCGUGUCAACUCAAGACUUGGCCUGGUAUAAUAUUUCUUGGAUUUAAUCAAUGUGAUUUUCUUUAAAUAUUGGAUCAGCCCAGGGUAAGAGAUCUGAUUUUGUAGGUUGGGAAGUUCCCUACUGAAAAUUAGUUGAUUUUGAACUUUUUACUGGCUUGGUUUACAGUCUUCUCUCUCUGGUAUUCAGGAUUUUACUGAAAUUUCAAAUUCCUGGAUAUUAGCAUUCUCAGUCCCUGACCCCAAAAUCUGAAAAACAGGAUUCUUUGGAGUAAAUGACAGGCCAUGUCUCUAAGGGCACAGCCCAAGAUUUGUGACUAGUCCCUCAACUUUGGAUGUGAGUACAUCUAAUGUAUACAUUUUUCUAUGUCUGCAGAAAUAAGUUGGCUUUUCUCUUUCUGAUAUUUUGGACAUUUGUUGUAGCAGAAAAGAUUACAACUCACAGCUUUCAAACUAGCUGAAGACAUAACAUUUGUUUCACAAGCAAUGAAACAAAGCCAUUUUGGUAAUGUGGCUGGCUCAAACCAUUAGAGGAAGUGUAUAUUCAUCCUCAUUUGGCCCUACCCUGGGAACGUGGUAAGAUCAAGAAGAUUUCUCCCUAGCUGGUAGCUGGCCCUUCCUUGUACAUAAACAAUCUAUCUAUCCCAUCCAUAUCAUGCUCUCAGGGCUACCGGAUAUUGUGUGCACAAGCUUAUUAGUUAUUGUGUAUGGGUUUCCCAAUCACCUGGAGCAACUGAGCCACCUGGUUUUAUUCUUCACUGAGUUUGGGCCAUUUACUUCCUGCUGUGGACCCUAAUUUAGCUUUCUGUAAAUUAAGAACAGUCCCUGUCCAUUUCACGUCAGACAGCUGAUAUGAGGAACAAGACCUGAAGUAAGAGUUCUACAGAAAUGCAGAAGAAUGUGAUUGUCGGGUGGCAUGUUCUCCUUCCUACCAAAACCCCAUUUAAUUAUUUUUCAGCCUCUUUGUGGGCAGACUUGAAUAGGGCAGCAGUCAAGGAGAGACUUCUGGCUGAAGCUUGCCCCACAUCUACUAGAGUUACAUGUACUUUCUUAAAAACUGAAAAUCUGUGGGAGACAUGAGUGGUGCUCUUUUACCUAAGCUGCAGCCCUGCACAUUGGCAGGAGGGGUUGUUAGCAUCAGCCAAAAGGAAGGAGGCUCACAGCUUCUCUCACCAAGUACUCUCUUCUCAUAGAGAAUACAUUGGUGCAUGGUAUUCAAUGACAGGAUCUUUACUUGGUGGUUUGAGUGAGAAGGACAUGUCUUCCCCUCACAUUCUAAACUCAGCUCUCACCCAGAUGGCAUAAUUGCCUGUAGCUGGUUUGAGGAAAGGUAUUUUCCUUGACUAGCAGGAAUAAUAAUCAUUCUGAGCAGAAAGACUAUGGAAUAUGUAAUGGAAAGAGUAUUGGAUAUGAGCUUGGGACAUCUGAGUUCUGCCAUGAAGUAGCUUUGUGAUUUUAGGCAAAUCCCCUCUCUGUCUCAUUUUCCUUCUCUGUACAAUUAUUAAAUGACCUUCCAGAUCUGAGAUAUUUUGAUUUUAUGAGGCAUAGUCAGUCAUACAGAUUUUCCAGGAAGAAGCCACAGUAGUUCAGCAGGUAUCAGACUCUGAGCACUGACACAAGCUGAGAACUUAACAUGGACUCAUGAUUAUUUUGUCUACUUUCCCACUCCUUAAUUAGGAAAAGAACCACAGGUUGGCAAUUUUUUUAAAAGUUUGUUUUUGAAGAUAAGAAUGUGGAUAAUCAAAAUGUUAGGAAAAGGGCUAAUCUCAUAAUAAGUAGAAAAGUAUCUGGGGGGGCAAUUUCCACAUAGACCUUUCAAGUCCCUCAUAAGGACCAGGCUGUUAGACUGCAGUUUGAAAAGGUGCUUUAAGAUACAAAGGUAAUGAACCCUAACCACUGGUUCUAGAUCCAGGCAACCCUAUCUCACCUUGGAUUCUUUGAGUAGUCUUCAUUUGUAGGAGAGAAAUUUAACAAAUAGACUAACUUGUCUCCACUAUUCACCAUCCCAUCUUCCCUUUCAGUCCACACAGGAUGUCAUCUAUCCCCUUGGCCAUUUUCAACCAUUGUAAUUGUCAGUUGCCAAGUGGUAGCUUUUUUCACUAAUUAAUUCAAUUGGUUUAUUAAGAACAUCAGAAUAAACAAGACUUACUCUUUGUUGUGUAUUUUCAUUGUUUUUUGUGGAAUGAUAGUUAAUCUAUUUGAAAAUUGGUGAACAUUGGUGAACGAUCAGCCUGUAAUUAAUUUGUUAUAUAGCAAGAAAAAUUGUUGCCCCAAUAUUGGGGAUACCUUAUUGUAGGCCCUGGAGUAACAGCAGAAACCUCCAUAACAUAUUAUCAUCUAAGAUUUUGGUCUUAAUAAAAGGAAUCCUUAAAAUCUCUGUGAUUAGGGGAUCAAAGUUUUUGCUCCCACAGUCUUCAUACAUUAUAAAGAUAAGUCAUGAGUUUGUUCUUCAACCUCUGCAGAAUGAGGAGACUGGCUGAAUCAGUAAAAGUCAAUCCAGAAGUCUGUCUGCAGUAUUUAAAGAUGACCUUAAGGCAAUGAAUAAGUGACCAGGAAAAAUUCCCUGGUGAUCUUAGGGUUCUGGUGGGUUACUUGUCAAGUUUUAUCUGCACUCUUCCUCAGCAUGUUUCUAGAUUAGAACAGCCUAUUUGCUCAUAGGUGUUGGUGAAAAGAGCAAUUUUUUUGUCUUAGCAGUUUUUGUGACCUGAACAUGAAGAGUUCUGUUUCCUGAAGUAUCAUUGGAGCAAUGUGCUUUAGAUUGUCCUUUCACAAAUGCUCCUCUUUACUCUAGUUUUUCUUUCAGUGGACAUAAAUAAAAAUAGACUUCAUAUCACAAUAUAUGUCAACCUUGGUUUUAGAAAGAACCUUCCAAACAACUAGAUAUAUUCAUGAAUACAAAAAGAAAAACCAAAUUCCCAUCAGAGAAUGCAAACAUCAAGUGCCUGCCAGAAGCAGAGGGGCAGACCAGAAACGAGAUCAGGGUGUUCUGAAUGACUGUUGAGUAAGCAGUUCAAAUAAAAUCAUAGGAGUUUUGGUAAAAUUUCAUGCUUUGAGUUUUUAUUUUGUGAUAAAAAUCAGUAGGGACAAAAUGUAGAGUAGUAAAUAUAGAAGCAUUUAACAGGAAUCAGGAAGACCUUAGGUUCUAGACUUGCCUUUGGUAUUGGUUAGGUAUUGGUUGUGACUAGGCAAGAUCUGACUUCUGUGUAUCCCAACCCAACUCUUAAGACUAUGACAUGGAUGAAAUGUUAAUGUGCAUUAGGAGAAGGAGAUUCUACAUGCUAAGUUCCCCUUUCAUGAACUCACCCCAAGUGGGUGUGUGAAGGGGAAAAAGGGGGAACAUGCUGUUGAUAAAGUCUGUAAAGUGAAUACCAGCCAUAUGUUUCCCAAGAAAAGGAAUUUGUUUUCCAAAUCUCUUGUAUCUGCCAUAAUGCCUGGCACAAAACUUGCUAUAUAGCAUUCUUUAAAUACUGAUUUAGUGAUUAGAAUGGGAAAAACCAUAAAGAGGAUCAGAGAAGACUGGGAGAGUUGGAGAAGGGGUCAGAUUAUCCAUGCUGCUACUUGUACAGCUGUGUGGCUUUUUUUAUAAAUCACCACUUUUCUGGCCCUUUGCAUCAUGACCUGUAAAAUGAUGGAAUUGUACAAGACUUUGAAGGCCAGAAUUAUAUGAUUCUGCAUAAGCUUUCCAGUCUUCAAAGUAGUUUUAUCUGAAUUCUUAUUUUAUCUUCACAAUAACUUAGAGAUAUAGACAUUGUUAAAUGAAAUAAGCAAAAAAUGCUUUGGAAAAUAUAGCAUCAGGUAAGUGUAAGGUAAGAUUAAAGUAUAGAUGUUCAAGUCAAUUACAAUCAAUUUACUGUUUGUGAUUCUCUUUGGGGAUCUAAAACUAGAAGAGAUUUUAGAAAUCAUCUAAUCUGACCCCUUUAUAGAUGGACAAAAACCAAAAAAAUCCAAACCAAAACAUUGAGGCUCAGAAAGGUGUGAAAUGACAUUUAAAAUCACACAGGUUUUAAGUAGCAAAACUAAAAUUUGGAUCCAGGUUCUAUCAUUUGAACUGAAAACAUUGAGGCUCUGUGCCAGCACUCUCAUCUCACAAACAGAUGUAUUCUGCCAUUUUUCCACUCUUGUCUACCAUGAAAAGGUGUCCCUUCUUGCUAAGGCAAACCCUUUUAGGAGUAAUUCUAUUCCAUCUCAUCUUCUUCAACAGAUUAUCCACUCUUUCACUUAUUGUCACUUUUUCAGUCUUCUGGCCACUUCCCUUCUACCCACAAACAUAUAAUAGUCUUUCUCAUCCUCAAAAAAAAAAAAACAAACAAAAACCCUCACUUGUUUUAUUUAUCCCCACUAGCUAUCUUCUUAGAUCUUUUCUCCCUCUUGUGGCUAAACUCAAGUUCCUCCAUUUCCUUUCCUCUAAAGUUCCAGGGGUCCUCAAACUUUUUAAAUAGGGGGCCAGUAGUGCAAGGGAUAAUGUUGUAAAAAAUUACCCUGGCAUGGAUUCUGUCAAUAUAAAGUUAUUAUUAAAUAAAAAAAUAAAAUAAAAUAAAUAGGGGGCCAGUUCACUGUCCCUCAGACUAUUGGAGGGCUGGACUAUAGUAAAAACAAAAACUUUGUUUUGUGGGCCUUUAAAUAAACUUCAUAGCCCUGGGUGAGGGGGAUAAAUGUCCUCAGCUGCCGCGGGCCAUACUUUGAGGAUCCCUGCUUUUUGCUGACUACAUUUCAGCUUCAUCAUUCAACUGAAAUUGCUAUCUAUAACAUUUUAAAUGAUUUUAGCACUUAAUUUUUAAAUUCAGUUUUGCCUUAUUUUUAGUUCCAAAUUUUCUCCCUUCCCCACUCAUUAAGAAGGCAAGAAAAAUGAUACCUAUUACAAAUGUGUAUAGAGAUGCUAAACAAGCAUCCAUAUUAGCCUUAGAAGAAAAUAUUCUUCAUUCUGCACUCUUGUCAGUUCUAUUUCUGGAGUGAAUAGCAUGGUUUAUUGUGAACUUUUGAAACUGGUUGGUCAUUGUGUUGAUGAGAGUUACUAAGUCUUUUGGAAUUAUCUUUAAAAUGUUGCCUUACUAUAUAAUUUAUUUUCUAGGUUCUGCUCACUUUGUAUCAGUUCAUAUAAUUUUGAAUCCAGUUACUUAUUUGUUAUAGCACAAUAUUCCUUCAUGUUCAUGUACCAUAAUUUGUUCAGCCAUUCCCCAAAUAAUCUCUUUAAUUGAUACAUUUAAUAGCCUUCUUAAAACCCUCAUCUUCCUUGAUUUUUGCAACCUUUAAAGUUGUUGACCACCUUCUUCUCUUUGCUAAUCUUUUCUCUAGGUUUCUGCUGACUUACCUAUCUUACCUGACUUCACUCCAGUGGAUCUACCUCCAGUUCACAUCCCCAUACCAGAAUAACCUCCCAAAGCUCUGUCCCAGGCCUUUUUCUUCCUCUACAUUAUUUGAUGAUCUCAUCUGCUCCUGUAGAUUUAGCAGUGUAGAUAUUUCUCUCUGCUUAUCUCCAUCUUUACAUCUCUAGUUGUCUAAUGAUUAUCUUGAACUGGAUAUCUCAUAGAUAUCUUAAAUUUAUCUAAAAUUGAACCCAUUGUCUUUUCUCCAAACCUCCUCCCUUCCUAAAUUCUUUAUUACUGUUGAGGCCAUUACCAUUUCCCCAGUCACCCAGGCUUACAUCUUGGGGUCAUCCUUGACAUAACACUCUCAUCCCCAUCUUCAAUCAAUUGCCAAGUCUUGUGGAUUCUACCUUUGCAGCAUUCCUCCUUUAUUUAAUACUGCUGCUACUCCAUUGCAGGCCCUCAUCACCUCAUCACCUCAUACCUAAACACGUAAUAGCCUGUUAGUUGGUCUCCUUCAAGCCUCUCUCCAUUCAGCAAUCAAAUUGGUGUUCUUAAAGCUCAGAUCUGACCAUGUCACACAGCCCAUUCAGUGAAUUAUAGGGACUCUCUAUGAACUAGCUCUGUAAGCAAAUAUAAACUUUUAAGGCCUUUCAUACAUAACCUGGCCCCUUCCUAUCUUUUCAGCACCUUACUCUUUCCUAUCCACCAUGUACUUUAUGAUCUCAUGACUGGCCUCCUAGCAGUUCCUGUAACUAACACUCCCAUCUCCCUGUUCUGUGCAUUUUUACUGGUUGUCCUUUACAUCUAGAAUUUUUUCCCUCCUAAUCUCUGCAUCCUCUGAUUUCAUUUCAAUCUCAGCUAAAAUCCCACCUGUGAGAAGCCUUUCCCAAUCUCCCUUAAUGUUAGUGCCUUCCUUCCCUUAGAAAUUACUUGUUUUUCCUGUAUAUAUUUUGUUUGUACAUAGUUGUUUACAUGUGUUCCUCAUUAGACUUUUAAAAUUAUUAUUAUUAUGUAUCUUUUGCUGUUGUUUGUAUUCCCAGACCUUAUCAUAGUACCUGGCAUGUAGUAGGUGCUUAAUGAUUAUUGGCUCUAAAUCCAAAUGCAUUGCUCUAUACCACACUAAACCUUCGUCUGGCUUCUGACUCAGAAAUCUUGGUAUUUUCCUUCUAGUUUAUUUACCUUUUCUAGUGGUAAGUCUGUUAGUUAUUUGAAUAUUAGUAGGAUAGGGACUUUGUGAUAGGUAUAGGUUUUAACCUGAGUUGUAGACCAACUCAAGUUAACCUUAUCACAUGGGACAUAAGGAUAUAACCAGUUUCAGACUACCAUGAUGAGGGCAUAAGAGUAAAUUAAAUAUUAAACACACGAAUGAUGUUGUAAAAGGCAUUAUGUACUUCCAGUUUAAAAGCUAGCUUUUGUGCAGCAUAUAAACUAAGAAAGCAAGAUACUUAUACAAUUAUCCAUAAAAGAGAAACCUAACUGGAUAAAAAUGUACUAAUUAAAUUCUGUGCUAGAUGUAAAAUAAACAAGAACAUAUCAGCUUGGUUUCCUCUCAAUGUUUUUAGAAUGUUAAAAAAAAAUCUUUCAAAUUUUAGGGGAAAUCAGAAUUUAAUCUGGAAAGGAGUUAAAGGAUGUUUUGUGGCACAGAAGACAAAAGGGAAAGAAAGCCAAAAAAAAAAGUAAAAGCAUAGAUUCAAGUUGGAUUGCUUGACUGGAUUAGGGAGCAUGUGGGUGGGAUAUAUGCAAAAGUGAAGGGUCUUUGACCUCUCUCAUAAAUAAGGCAUUAUUAGAUCCUAGCAGGAACUCCAGGGCUCUGAGUUGGAAGUAAGGCAAAUUGAAUGGUGCUUUAGCAAAGUAGUAUUUCCUGCUCUCCUUCAGGAAUUUGGAUUGGAGGCAGCAGAUAUGGGCAUAAAAAUGGCUCCUCCAGAUGGUACUAACCAGCCUGAUAUGUGAAUAAUGGUUAUAUGAGCUUGUAGGAUCAAAAUGUUUUUCCAAAUGACAUUCUUAUAAACUGGCUUUAUAGGAAACAUUUCGUAAGUUGCAGGCAGACAAAAGUCAGCAAAUAAUCUUCCCUAGUCUUGGUGACUUUUCUAUCAAAUGAGACCUAAUAUUUCCUUAAUGUUUGAUAUCAUUGAUGUUCUUCAAGAAAAGGUGUUUAACAUGUAGAAAUAUGACUUGAAAUAAGAUUUUGUUUAAAUAUGUUGGGAUUUUAGUCCAAUAAGUUGCACCAUAUUAAAAGUAGGUACCUUUUGAAUGUCUUCUGGAAUUGUAGCCAUUGUCCGAAUCAGGCUUGGAAUUCCUGUCCCAGAAUGGCUUAUGGUGCCAUUAGCUCUGUUAGGUGUACUAACCUCCCAAGCAAUAGUGUAGCAGAUUCAUCCUGGAUUCUUAGAGCCUAUUCCAAACCUGCCUCCCUAGAGGCGGCUUGCUUGAGUGAAUAAUAAAGCUCCCAGUUAGGACUUUUCACUUAGGUGUUCAGAGGGGCACAAAAGCCCUCAGCACCAGAAAGAUGUGGGUCACUUGGAGGGAAGGAGUUGUCCUGCCCCUAGGUCCCCACUGUGCCCAGCUGGUAGGCCCCAACAUAAUUCCAGGGCAGGAAUGGAAGGGGAUGGGGACAUCCUGGAGGGGGAGAGUUGAGUAUGACAAAAGAUUGUUGCAAUUAUCCUACUGGAGUUGGGUCUAAAGGCUAAAACAGAAGAAAACUAGUCUCUUUAUAAGCAUGAUUUCUCUUCCGGUCUCCUCCCUCCUCCUCCCAAAGAACACUUUUGACCAGCUUUUUCUGACUCAUCAGAAUUGAACAGUCUGAUGACGUCUGUUUCCAAAUAUAAAAAUCUACUUUCAAACAAUGGAAAUUUGCCACCAUUGAGUACAUUCAAAAGAAUGUGCCACAGGCUCUGGACAAUUACUAACAAAUGGCAUCCUCUACAAAUAUAUGAGUUCUGCAUGCAAAGAUGUAAGUUCAUGAGGCCAUUGUGCUUUUUUAGCUCAAGCCUCUCCCAGUUUUGUUUUAAAACUGCUAACUCCUUCACCUGAACAGCCAUUAUGAGAUUAGCCAGAUAGUAUUCAGAGGCACUGACCCCGGCUGAGAAGUCCUCUUUUGUUCCUGGUAAAUUUAAAAAUUUUUCCAUAACAUUCUUGGGGUCCAUCUCAGAACAAUUCUUGGAGCUUAUAUGGGCUUGUCACCCAAAUACCUGUGCCUCAUAGAACCUGUAAAGGAACGAUAGACAUUCAAAACCCAAAACAAAAUCAAGUCAUACAAAAGAUAGCUAAUAAUAUAAAGUCAUAGUUCCUUGAAAAUAAAAUAUAAAGGGGAGAAUCAAAAUUGUCUCAGCAAAAUAGAAAAAAAUGAUCAUUUUUCAAAACUGCUAUUAGUAGAAAUAAGAAAACUUGGUCUAUAAGAAACAACAGGUUUUGUUUAUUGAGUUUUUUUUAAUAAGUGUAAAUAAAGAGGUUCAUCGAAAGAGAACCAAUCCUGAAAUCAGGUGAGUGGAAAAGUACUUUUAACAAAAGAUAAAUGGUCCUUUGCAAAAUUCUAAAUCUGCCAUUAUCAUCCUGUGCCUCCUUUUUCCCCCAGUUUAUUGUCAAGAUCUCUGGUAUCUUUAGAUGCUUGCUUCAUUUGCAAUGUGCCUGUUCAACCCAAUUAACCAAGUGACAUAAGUUCAUAGAUCUCUUCCAGAUAAACUUCUAUUAAAUCCAAUAUUUAUUAAAUGCCUAUUCUGUGUAAGACAUCAUACUAAGUGCCAGGGAUACAAAAAUAGGUACAACACAGGCCUUCCGAUUAAGAUAUCAAAGAGUAAUUUAUCUUAAUGAAGCAUGGAUACAGGAGGUCUUUUUUCCCACUUAAGAAAUCAGAAAUAAAGCAGAAUUAUUUAUUCUUUGAUGUUUAUACUCAUCGAGAUAAGUACUUCCUCCAGUGGUACAAGUCACAAUGUAUCUACAACUCAUACUUGUGUGACCCUUUUUCUUGUUCCUCCAUAAAUUCUCCAUAGUGGAUCCAUUUAACGUGUUUAAAGCUUUGCUCUAGAUUUCUUGACAUGUGGGUAUCAAUGGUAAUACAGCCUAUCUCUUUGUUAUCCCUCACUCUUGCUAUGUAACUGACCUAUUGUUUUUUGGCCAUCACUUUUAUGUCCUUUAUGCUAUUUCUGAUGUAUUUCUUCAUGGUUAAUUUGCAGUCUCCAACUUAACAAUCAUCAGGUAUCUCUACUGCUCUUUUUGUUGACUUGACACGAGAUGACAAGGUGUAUUCCAUUAUAUGUUGUUUUUGUGGCCUUUGGAUGAAAAAUAAAACCAAUUUUUACCAGUUCCUUUA